AUGGCAUCACCAGCGAAGGCAAAAAGCAAAACGGACAAGGUGGUGAAGAAGUACUAUCAGGAGCUUGAAAAGGCGCGCCUGCUGGUGAACGACUUCUUGCAGAAGAAUCGCUUUGAACCAGGCAAAGCCAACAGCAGGCGAAGUACAUGGUGUAGCCGGACCUACCCCUUGCAUGAGGCCGUCAAGCAAGAAAAUGUGUACAUUGUCUCGAAACUCUUGCUCUUUGGAGCUGAUCCAAGCUUUAAAGACAUGUGGGGUUGGAGUGCAUAUGACUAUGGCAGACGGGCCAAUGAAGACAUCGCGAAGGUCUUUGAAGAGCAUCGGAAGAAGACCAUUGCAGCCGGAGAGGAGUGGAAACACAAGUUGGUAUACUCUCCACCACCAAUCGGCUGGGAGAAGUUCUUUGCAGAGCUGGAGCUGCAAGUCCAUGCGAUAGAAAAGCAAAAGCAGUGA
Molecule: messenger RNA, 453 nt
Organism: Cladocopium goreaui
Lineage: Eukaryota; Dinophyceae; Suessiales; Symbiodiniaceae
Source: the annotation of a GenBank genome assembly